Molecule: messenger RNA, 1224 nt
Organism: Ambispora gerdemannii
Lineage: Eukaryota; Fungi; Glomeromycota; Glomeromycetes; Archaeosporales; Ambisporaceae
Source: the annotation of a GenBank genome assembly
AUGAACGAAGAAACAAAAAAAAAGUAUUGUCAUCUUUUGAUGUUUGAAAUCUCCAGCGUCAAUCGCCAACACGAGCAAAAAAACAAUAUCAACAAUUACGAUUCUUCACUUACAAAUGCAAGUGAACAUGUUUCUAGCGCAUUCCAGACAACCAAUAACAACGAUUAUAAAGAAAUGUCGGUGCAAUUAUGUUCGUCGUUUAUGUAUAAUAAUAAGAAUCAAUACCCGCAAAUCAAUCCGAAUAAUGCAUGUGAAAAACCAUCUGCAUCCGCAACAACUCCUCCUUUCGAACAUACAACAUCAUCCAAUGUUGUAAUCGGUGGUGGUGGAUAUUUUAACAAACCGUCAUCAUGCAUCGCACCAUCAGACAUCAUCGCUAAUCAUGGUAAUGGUUCGGAUGCUAUGAAAGUAUCAAAAAAAACACCUCGUCCUCCCAAUGCUUUCAUUCUUUAUCGAAAAAAUAAACAACCGGAAAUCGUUGCAUUGAAUAAAACUUUGACGAAUGCGGAAGUUUCAAAGGUUAUCAGUAAAUUAUGGUGGAAAGAGACGGAGGAAGAACGAUUCCGAUGGGAAAAAAUGGCAGAUAGGAUUAAACUACAACACAUGCAGGAUUAUCCAAAUUACGUCUACCAACCAAAAAAACCCGGCACAAAGAAAAGAAAAUCAAUUAAAAGUGGAAAGAAUGAAGAAUCUUCGAACAAUCUUUCGGCGAACGUGGUUGUAGCAAGAAAUUCCAAACAAAUGGCUACAUCAGCAUUGAAAGAUGACGACGUUUUUUAUCCGCCUCCAAAUACGCCGACAACCCCACUCUAUGAAAGUACUAUGAAUUCUUCUAACACGCAAAAUCACAUUAUAUUCCCCAAUUAUAAUUUUCAACAAUACGCAAAUGUUGUCGAUCCGAUCCUGAAUUCUCCGAAUUUGCAUCUUCAACAAUCGAGAUCAAGUUCUAAUCAAUAUUCUGAAUAUAUAAAUCCAAAAUAUCUGUUAAAUCAUGGCAACUGUUCGACUCCCGAUGAAAGUACUACCUCGGGUAUGAACGAAGAAGGCAAUUGUAUAAUUGCCAGCCAAAGUGAAGGCGAAGGAAAUGGUAGUGCUUGGUUGGUCGAUGUCUACAAUUCUUCCAAUUCAGAUGAGAUCGACAGCUAUUUGGGUGAACCGGAACCGGAAACUUCUUCCGAAUAUCUGGAAACCGAAUGGUCCAGAUCUAGCAGUGUUAGUUUGUAA